This is a messenger RNA of Papaver somniferum (opium poppy), 1525 nucleotides long. RefSeq lists its product as uncharacterized. Gene Ontology annotation, cellular component: Golgi membrane. Gene Ontology annotation, molecular function: hexosyltransferase activity. The transcript has a single exon. Bases 239 to 1267 code for a protein of 342 amino acids. The record is from RefSeq and is a predicted model, not a curated record. NCBI's taxonomy places the organism in Eukaryota, Viridiplantae, Streptophyta, Magnoliopsida, Ranunculales, Papaveraceae.
AAUGAAAUGUUCCUCGAAUCGAAAAUUUUGCAUUAAUUUCCCACUGAUUUUUAGUGUCUCCGUAGUCCGUACCUCACUUGUAGGCGAAGAAAAAGCGAUCCAAGAAAAAAGAAAAGAUGCAUCAAGGUAGUAGUACGGGGAAAUCAACUUUAAGUAGUGGAAUUCAACUUCGCUCCUCUUUACAAAGUUGUUAAGCAAGCUCAUCAACAAAUCUGAAUCAUCUGUUUCUUUCUUAUAUAUGUACCACCAUCUGAAAUUUAUCAUGAAGACGACGAAGCGGGCGAUGAUGACAAACUCAUCAACAAGAUUGGACCGGCGGCCUUCGUUAUCGAAGAUUUCAUAUACCAUCUUCACCGUUGUUUUCCUUUUCUUGUUCGUUUGUGUUUGGUUGUCAAUCACAGAAGUUCAGUUCGAGGUUUUGAAGAAGCUCUCUGUCCCCAUGUAUUCAUUUACAUCUUCUAAUACUUCACUAAUCGAAGAAAAUUCUACUCAGAUAACACCUCCCGACAUGCGAAUACUUCUCGGAGUCUCAACGUUACCGAACAGUUACAACCGUCGCCAUUUUCUUCGACUUGUUUAUGGUAUUCAAUCCCCAAAAGGAGCUCGAGUCGAUUUAAAGUUUAUCUUUUGCCACUUAACAAACGACGAUCAAAGAGUUCUUAUUGCGCUUGAGAUUAUGAGGUACGACGAUAUUAUUAUACUCAACUGUGAAGAGAAUAUGAACAGAGGUAAAACAUACACUUAUUUUUCGAGCUUACCGGAGAUGUUCAACAAUACGGAGGAACAAAAUGGCAAAUAUCCACCGUACGAUUUCGUCGUGAAAGCAGACGACGACACGUAUUUCCGAUUAGAAAGUUUAGUAGAGUCGCUGAAACCAUUACCUAAAGAAGAUUUAUAUUAUGGAUUUGUAAUUCCAUGUUCAAGUAUGGAUCCAUUUAAACAUUAUAUGUCAGGGAUGGGAUUUCUAGUUUCAUGGGAUAUAGUCGAAUGGAUUCGGACUGCGGCCACUGCAAGAGAGCAUUUAGUAGGGCCAGAAGAUAGAGUUUUUGGAGAUUGGAUGCGAAGGGGGAAGCGAGGGCAGAAUCGAUUCAACGCGAAAUGGUCGAUGUAUAAUUAUCCACAACCUCCCUCACCUUGUGCACACGAUCUUGUGCCCGAUACAAUUGCAGUUCAUCUUCUCAAAAAUGAUGAAAAGUGGAUCAAAACUUUGAAGUUUUUCAAUGUUACUGAUAAUCUCAAACCAUCUAAACUGUAUCAUCUGAGUUAAUUAGUUAGGUUCAUAUGAUUCGUUGGCAUUCGUGUAGAACUCGAUGUUUCACCGGGAUUUUUGCUUUCUUCAAAUAGUGUAUAUACGUUUUUGAGGCAUUAUAUUUAUCAAAAUAAAUAUUUAAAAGACGAUUUAAAAUAAGAUACCGUUUAAAUAAGCAUAAUUUUUUGAUAUCCACAUUGGAAAUUUCACCGGAUAUAACAUAAUUAAUUAGACAAAAAUACAUAUUUAUUUAGAAAAUAGAGUUUUCCAGCUUAG